Aspergillus welwitschiae is the source of this 237-nucleotide messenger RNA. RefSeq lists its product as uncharacterized. NCBI's taxonomy places the organism in Eukaryota, Fungi, Ascomycota, Eurotiomycetes, Eurotiales, Aspergillaceae. The record is from RefSeq and is a predicted model, not a curated record. The coding region runs from base 1 to 237 and encodes 78 amino acids. The transcript has 3 exons.
AUGGGAAACGGAGCCAAAGCCGCCUCCAAGCGCGAGCGCAACGCCAAGGACACCAAGGCUGGUGGCAAGUCGCAGUUGAAGACCAACGAAGCUGCAAAGGACAUCAUCUGCCAGACUUGCAGGACGACUUUCCUCAAGACUACUCGUGCGCCGGCCUUGACUGAGCAUGCUGCCAACAAGCACAACAAGACCCUGCAGGACUGCUUCCCCAACUUUGUGGAGGCCCCUAAGAAAUGA